GCACCUUCGGUCGAUGUUUUUUGCUUCUCGAUAACUUGCCGAACAGUGAAUCAGUUCGAAACCUCACUCUCCGCGAGUCCUUUGUGUCACUAGAUGAGAAUCCGAUUUGUAGCGUCGAUAACUUCCCAGCUGGAUUGUGACUUCUGCAUUCUAUUCUUCCUCACUUUACUCAUCGUAACGUCGGACGUUCGAAGAGCGUGCUUGCUCACAUGGGCCGAUCGCGUGUUUUCUCGACUUCUUUGGUCCUUCGGGAAAGAGCAACACGAAAUUCAUCAUCACGUCGCGGCCAGUUCAGUUUCACUAACAUCGUGCCAAUCAGCAACACCAGCGCUUUCUUCCCAGCCUCACAACUCUCUUCUCUCCCGCAACACAAUCACUAUUUCAUGAUCACUUCUUUUCAUGAUCACUUCCUUUCAUGAUCACCUUCUUUCACGAUCACUUCCUUUCAUGAUCACUUCUUUUCUUCCAACAAAUCCGAAGAUCUCA
Aureobasidium pullulans EXF-150 is the source of this 486-nucleotide messenger RNA. RefSeq lists its product as uncharacterized. The transcript has a single exon. NCBI's taxonomy places the organism in Eukaryota, Fungi, Ascomycota, Dothideomycetes, Dothideales, Saccotheciaceae. Bases 94 to 387 code for a protein of 97 amino acids. The record is from RefSeq and is a predicted model, not a curated record.